AUGGCGAGGCUGGAUCGGCUUUUUGGAUCAGGAUUGAGGUUUGAGUUAGUGGGAAGAAGUAGAGAGGGCAACCGAGACGGCAGUGGUGAGAGUUGUGGUGAAAGCAAUGAGGAGACAAGCGAUGAGAGCACCGGAGAGAGCAGCAGUGGGAAUGGAGAAGGGACUCGAUCUAUUAUCUUCCAAACAACCAAUCAUGAACGUACUCUACAAGACAGAGGCCGAAAACAUGCGAAACCUGACGAGGAAGAACCGGACACUGUGAGCCGUCGAGGUCCCUGGGAAUGUGGAUCCAUGAGCAACAGAACCAGAAACUCCCGGAACUGUGAGAAUCGAGUCGAACCACAGCGUCAAAACCUGUCUAUGUCGCAGGGACCCCGAGGAUUCAUGGCAUUGAGAGGAAUGUCAGCCGCAUCAGCCAUCAACCGGCACAACACUUCAUCGACAGCAUAUCGAACAAAUACUUCAAACAGCAUCCUUAGCAACCGACACGACGCCUAUUCAACAGGCUCCUACACUGCAGCCGGCGAAGAACUCAGCGAUGCAGAGCUACAAGCCGCCAUAAACGAGUUUGCAGGCGGGAAAUAUCGUAAUAAGGAGGAAGAAGCUAUACAGCGCAAACAGGGGAUCCCAACGUAUGAAGAGGCGUGCAGGAUGGAGAUUUAUCAGGCGCCUAUGGGGAGGAGGUAG
Messenger RNA from Paracoccidioides lutzii Pb01, 687 nucleotides. RefSeq lists its product as hypothetical. The record is from RefSeq and is a predicted model, not a curated record. The coding region runs from base 1 to 687 and encodes 228 amino acids. The transcript has 4 exons.